Molecule: messenger RNA, 330 nt
Organism: Aspergillus neoniger CBS 115656
Lineage: Eukaryota; Fungi; Ascomycota; Eurotiomycetes; Eurotiales; Aspergillaceae
Exons: 1
Coding region: 33-197 (54 amino acids)
Source: RefSeq, a predicted model, not a curated record
UCUCCGAUGUUCCAUGAUACAAUUGGAUCAGAAUGUCACACUCCUCCCCCCAUUUGUUUCCUUCUUCCCCAUACUUUUUACGACUAAGUACUAAUCCCGAUGUGUUUCCUCAUGGUCAACCUCAACCCGAACCAACCACCGGAAAGGAACCCGGCCCGGCUCCGGUACCACUGCCGGUGGAUCUGUCUUGGCCCUAAACCGGAGUAUGAGUAAGUAUGUAUCUUGAUAGUCGAUAGAUACUGUAUCUCUCUCCACUCUCCAGAUACGUCCCUUCUAUGUACUACUAACUGUUGAAUAUAAUCGCACUUUCUAUCUUCCUAUCAAGUCUGC